This is a messenger RNA of Funneliformis geosporum, 510 nucleotides long. The record is from the annotation of a GenBank genome assembly. Lineage: Eukaryota; Fungi; Glomeromycota; Glomeromycetes; Glomerales; Glomeraceae.
AUGGCUGGUGCUCAAGAUGAUAACCGACAGCACUUCAAAAAACAACAAAGACAAGAUUACAAUACUAAUUCCAAGCGAAAAAAUUCUUUCGCGGGUAAAAAUAAAGACCUUCACAAUAAUAAUAAUCUACCACCAGCUUCAGUCACCCCUCCACCAACAACCCCAACUUCAACCUCUUCCAAUACGUCAUUUACUGUUCCCGGGCCAGCUUUACCUAGUUUGAAACCUGCCCCAGAACACGUUCCUGUUAAUCAUUUUAACUCUCAGGAAAUUUCAAAUUAUUUGAAUAAUACCUGGAAAGAAACAUUGGAUCGAUAUCAUGAUAUUAAUCUUUCCGAAGUUGAAAAACCAGAGAUGUAUAAAUCCACUGAAAAGGCCUGGGUAGCUAGAGGUGGACCUGUCUGGGGAAACAAAGGAAAUUUAAUGGCGAACGGCAAUGAUUUCUUUGCCGAAUUGAAAAAAUCUCCGCUCGCUCAAGUAUCAACCGCCCAGCCGGCGACAGCCAAGUAA